CAUACGACAACAAAUUAGUAACAAAACCAAAAACAAAAUCCAAAAAACACUAGCUUUUGUAUAUAUAGUUUAUGGAAGUGUAUGAAACUACUUUUUCACAAUAUUUCACCACAACAAGACCAAAAACAACCCAAAACCAUGUCAUCUUCAACCUCCCAAACCCAAAACCCCCAACUUCGCAAAGACCCAAUUUCAAACCGCUGGGUAAUCUUCUCACCCGCAAGAUCAAAGCGACCCACCGACUUCAAAUCCAAAUCACCCUCAAACCCUAACCCCAACACCACCUGCCCUUUCUGCAUCGGCAACGAACACCAAUGCGCACCCGAAAUCUUCCGGGUCCCGACAAAUGACCCGAACUGGAAGAUUCGGGUCAUUCAGAAUCUUUACCCGGCCCUCUCACGCGAUCUUAUAGACCCGGUUGGUGUAACUUCCGGUUCGGUUUUGGAUGGGUUUGGGUUUCAUGAUGUUGUUAUUGAAACUCCGGUUCAUUCGGUUCAGCUUUGUGAUUUGUCGAGGGAGGAAAUUGGAGAGGUUUUUGUUGCUUAUACGAAGAGAAUUCAACAACUUGCUAAGCACAACUCUAUCAAAUACGUUCAGGUGUUUAAAAACCACGGUGCUGCAGCCGGUGCAUCAAUGACUCAUUCCCAUAGUCAAAUGAUAGCCAUGCCGGUUAUUCCGCCUACUGUUUCCGCACGCCUUGCAAGUAUGAAGGAUUUUUACAAUCAGACUGGGAAAUGUUGUGUUUGUGAAAUUCAACGCGGGGAUCUUUUGAUCGAUUCCUCGACCUACUUCUUUUCAUUGGUUCCUUAUGCCGCUUCAUUUCCUUUUGAAAUAUGGAUCGUUCCUCGUUAUCACUCUGCUCAUUUCCAUGAAUUGGAUGCCGAAAAGGCAGUUGAUCUCGGAGGUUUAUUGAAACAGAUGCUGAGGAAGAUUUCUUUGCAGUUGAACGAUCCGCCGUUCAACUUUAUGAUUCACACUAGUCCACUUCAUGGCGAUGAAUCGGAAUUGACAUACACUCAUUGGUUUAUACAGAUAGUGCCUCAACUAAUUGGGACGGCGGGUUUCGAGCUCGCAACUGGGUGUUACAUAAAUCCAGUUUUCCCAGAGGAUGCUGCAAAGGUUCUAAGAGAAGUGAAUGUUCCAGAAUCAGAAUAAAAAAGAUAGAAACAUACUGUUAAACUUAGAACCUGUUUGGAUUAAGGUUUUAAGCUCGCAAUUGGAUGUUACAUAAAUCCAGUUUUCCCUGAGGAUGCUGCAAAGAUUCUAAGAGCAGUGAUUGUUCUAGAAUCAGAAUAAAAAAGAUAGAAACAUAGUGUUAACUUACAGCCUGUUUGGGUUAAGCUUUUUUGAGCUUAUAUCCGCCGACAUAAGCACUCGUGAGACCGUGGAGGAUACCUUGUGUAAAAAACUUAGAUGUUUAUUCUGUAUUACAUUUACAUCUAUACAAGAGAUUGAAGUUGAAUCUUGUUAUCA
Messenger RNA from Vicia villosa (hairy vetch), 1473 nucleotides. RefSeq names its product ADP-glucose phosphorylase. Gene Ontology annotation, molecular function: zinc ion binding; UDP-glucose:hexose-1-phosphate uridylyltransferase activity. Gene Ontology annotation, biological process: beta-D-galactose catabolic process via UDP-galactose, Leloir pathway. The coding region runs from base 82 to 1155 and encodes 357 amino acids. NCBI's taxonomy places the organism in Eukaryota, Viridiplantae, Streptophyta, Magnoliopsida, Fabales, Fabaceae. The record is from RefSeq and is a predicted model, not a curated record. The transcript has 3 exons.